AUGCAUCUACGCAAGAGGAAAGCCGCUGCUACUGCUGCCGCUACUGUUGCUGCUACAGUCAGUCGUACUGGAAAAAGAGCCAAAGUCGACGUGAAAAAUGAAGUUGAGGUGCUGUCAGCGUUAACCUCUUCUCGAGCGCAGAAGUUGACGCAGGAUGUCAGCUACGCUCAAGUCAUGGAGGCCAUUAAGCCUCAAGUCAAAUUAGAGCCAGAGCCAGAGGCAAAUUUGGACCUGCCGCGAGUCAAAGUCGAAGCGGAAGUAGAGGGUGAAGAGGAAGAGCAGGAUCUUCCACCAAACAUCUUUUCCAAAGUCGACCCGGCAGACGCAGCCACGGGUCCGUCAAACUGGUCCACGAUUUACAACGAAGUGGUGGAAAUGAGGUCGAAGUUCAUGGCGCCAGUAGAUCACCAAGGCUGUGAAUCGAUGCCCAACACCAUAACUCCAAAUUUGCAAAAAACCAACCCGCAAAAAUAUCGAUUCCAACUUUUAAUAUCGCUCAUGUUAUCAUCCCAGACCAAAGAUGAAGUAAACUACGACGCCAUGUCUAAACUCAACACGGCACUUUCCCAAUUAUACCCCGAAUUUGGAUUCAGCCUCCAGUCAGUGUCAAAGUUGACCCCGGGAGAAAUCGACUCCUACAUCUCCAAAGUCGGUUUCCACAACCGCAAGUCCAAUUACAUCCAUCAGGCAUGCCAGAUCUUGAUUCAGGAACACAAGGGCGAUAUCCCGCGUACGAUAGAAGAGAUUGUAAAGUUGCCUGGCGUCGGGCCCAAAAUGGGCUACUUGUUGCUCCAAUGCGGAUGGGGCAUCAACUCGGGGAUCGGGGUAGAUGUCCACUUGCAUCGCUUGGCUCUGAUGUGGGGCUGGAUCUCACGAAAAGCCAACACGCCCGAGAAAUGCCGUGCUGAGUUGGAAAGCUGGCUUCCGUCGCGGUAUUGGACGGAUAUCAAUCCGUUGGUUGUGGGAUUUGGGCAAGUUGUGUGCGUGCCGCGUGCUCCAAAUUGUGAUAUUUGCAGUUUGGGCCGCACGGGGGUUUGCAAAUCUGCAAAUAAAAAGUUGGUCAAUUCGACCAUCUCUGAUGAGCGCAGGGCCAAGUUGAUGAAGCAGAGGGCCGACUUGACAAAUUUGAUAAAUGAGCUCUGA
Lodderomyces beijingensis is the source of this 1143-nucleotide messenger RNA. The record is from the annotation of a GenBank genome assembly. Lineage: Eukaryota; Fungi; Ascomycota; Pichiomycetes; Serinales; Debaryomycetaceae.